Molecule: messenger RNA, 683 nt
Organism: Branchiostoma belcheri (Belcher's lancelet)
Lineage: Eukaryota; Metazoa; Chordata; Leptocardii; Amphioxiformes; Branchiostomatidae
Product: chlorocatechol 1,2-dioxygenase-like
Exons: 5
Coding region: 60-662 (200 amino acids)
Molecular function (GO): oxidoreductase activity, acting on single donors with incorporation of molecular oxygen, incorporation of two atoms of oxygen; ferric iron binding
Source: RefSeq, a predicted model, not a curated record
UUCCCGAGUUACAAACAGGGCUUCCGAGAAGGUUGGGGAGUUUUUCUGAGUUUUCAGCCAUGUUUCAGUUCCUCGCCAUUCUCGUUGUGGGUUUGAUGGUCUGCCCUCGAGUCUUCGCCCAGACAGGUUGUCAGGCCACCCACCGGGAUGUUCUGGGCCCGUACUACCUACACGGCGUACCGUACCAGCGGGUUGUGUGCCACGGAGGUCCCUAUCUACUGGUCAAGGGAACGGUGAGAGACACCACGUGUUCCGUGGUUGCCGGGGCAACAGUGGAGGUUUGGCAGGCCGACUCCAGCGGACGUUACUACAUGGACACCCGGAGGCUGAACUUCUGCCGCGGGAAGGUCACGACCGAUCCCCAGGGGAGGUACAGCUUCAUCACCAUCAUGCCGGGAAAGUACGGCUGGGGCUGGUACACCCGUCCUGCGCAUGUACACUUCAGGCUGACAGCCCCGGGUCGGCGGACCCUGGUGACCCAGAUGUACUUCUCCGGGGACAGCAGCCUGGGUGACCACGACCCAUGCGGGUUCUGUGGGUCAGAGAACCCCAGUCAGGUGGCCGAGCCCCGGACCCCUAGCGGGGCAGAGGGGAACUACACGGUGGCAGGCACUACCUACACCGUCAGUGAGGUGGCGGAGUGGGACAUCGUUUUGUACUAAGAAACUGAAUUUUAUUGUUUA